This is a messenger RNA of Trachemys scripta elegans, 7282 nucleotides long. RefSeq names its product microtubule affinity regulating kinase 3 (gene MARK3). Gene Ontology annotation, cellular component: cytoplasm; plasma membrane. The transcript has 19 exons. Gene Ontology annotation, molecular function: protein serine/threonine kinase activity; ATP binding. Gene Ontology annotation, biological process: protein phosphorylation; intracellular signal transduction. The coding region runs from base 667 to 2967 and encodes 766 amino acids. The record is from RefSeq and is a predicted model, not a curated record. Lineage: Eukaryota; Metazoa; Chordata; Testudines; Emydidae.
UCCUCCAUCCCGGAGCGGGCGGCGCUGAGCGGCGGAGUGGGGGCGGGGGCUGCAGGCUGCCGGAGCCGGCCCGCGGGGCUCCUGACACCCGGCUCGGAAGGCGCAGGGGAGCCCGGGCCAGCCGGGUAGCCGCGGCGGGUGGGGGAGGCCCAGCAUGCGAGCGGAGGCCCGGUGAAGCGGGGCUGGGGGGAGAGGCGAGGAGAAGGGAGAGGGAAGCGCUUCGGAGCGGGCCUGCCUGGCUGCCAGUGCUCGGAGCUGGCUGCGGAGAGGCGGCUUCUUUUCCUGGCCGGGCUCUGCGGCGCCCCGCUGCCUUCUCCGACCCGCUUCCUCGCCCCCCUCAGCCCGCUGCGCUCUGCGAGGAUCCCCCCACCACCCACCUCCUCACCCCUCUGCGCGCUGGGCUCCUAAGCUGGCUGUAGGAUGAGCCCUGAGGACUCCCAGGGGGAGACGCUGCUCCAUCGCCAGGCUGGAAUAUAGCUCAGAAGUGGGGUGGCGGCGGUGGAAAUAAGGAGCCCCCCACCCCCUCCCUUGAUGGUGGCCCUUCGUAGCCACUGCCUCGCAGCAGAGUGACACGCAUUCUUUGGGGGGGUGGUAGGUUGUUGUUGGGGAAGGGGUGUUUUGUUUUGCUGUCGCAAGCAGCCGGUGCUCCAGCACAAGCGAAUUAAAAUGUCCACUAGAACUCCAUUGCCUACGGUGAAUGAACGCGACACUGAGAAUGAUGUCGUCUCUUCACUGGGGGAAGGCCUUUGCGAAAAGCACACCUCUCAUGGAGAAGGACGUCAAGAAGUUUCCUCUCGAACUGGGCGCUCUGGAGCUCGCUGUAGAAAUUCUAUAGCUUCCUGUGCAGAUGAGCAACCUCAUAUUGGAAAUUACAGACUUCUUAAAACGAUUGGAAAGGGGAAUUUUGCAAAAGUAAAGUUGGCUAGACACAUCCUUACUGGCAGAGAGGUUGCAAUAAAAAUAAUUGACAAAACACAAUUGAACCCAACUAGUCUUCAAAAGCUUUUCAGAGAAGUAAGAAUAAUGAAGAUUUUAAAUCAUCCAAAUAUAGUGAAGUUAUUUGAAGUAAUUGAAACUGAAAAAACUCUCUACUUAAUCAUGGAGUAUGCAAGUGGGGGUGAGGUAUUUGACUAUCUGGUUGCACAUGGAAGAAUGAAGGAAAAGGAAGCAAGAGCUAAAUUUAGACAGAUAGUAUCUGCAGUGCAGUACUGCCAUCAAAAGCAUAUUGUUCAUAGAGAUCUCAAGGCUGAAAAUCUAUUGCUAGAUGCAGAUAUGAACAUUAAAAUAGCAGACUUUGGUUUUAGCAAUGAGUUUACAGUUGGAAAUAAACUGGACACAUUUUGUGGCAGCCCACCAUAUGCUGCGCCAGAGCUCUUCCAAGGCAAGAAAUAUGAUGGACCUGAAGUAGAUGUUUGGAGUUUAGGUGUUAUUCUUUACACUCUUGUUAGUGGAUCUCUUCCUUUUGAUGGACAGAACUUAAAGGAACUGAGAGAGAGAGUACUAAGGGGAAAAUACAGAAUCCCUUUCUACAUGUCAACAGACUGUGAAAACCUCCUCAAACGUUUUCUGGUGCUAAACCCAACUAAAAGAGGCACUCUAGAGCAAAUCAUGAAGGACCGGUGGAUCAAUGCAGGGCAUGAAGAUGAUGAACUAAAACCUUUUGUUGAACCAGAGCUGGACAUCUCAGACCAGAAGAGAAUAGAUAUUAUGGUUGGAAUGGGAUACUCUCAAGAAGAAAUUCAAGAAUCCCUUAGUAAAAUGAAAUAUGAUGAAAUCACAGCUACCUACUUAUUGUUAGGGAGAAAAUCAUCAGAGUUGGAUGCUAGUGAUUCAAGCUCCAGCAGCAAUCUUUCCCUUGCUAAAGUUAGGCCAAGUAGUGAUCUCAACAAUAGCACUGGACAAUCGCCUCAUCACAAAGUGCAGAGAAGCAUAUCUUCCAGCCAAAAACAGCGACGGUACAGCGAUCAUGCUGGACCAUCUAUCCCUCCAGUAGUGGCGUAUCCAAAAAGAAGCCAGACUAGCACUACAGACAGUGACCUGAAAGAAGAUGGAAUUCAGACAAGGAAAUCUAGCAGUAGUGCUGUUGGGGGACGAGGAAUUGCUCCGGCUAGCCCCAUGCUCGGAAAUGCUAACAAUCCAAAUAAGGCUGAUAUUCCUGAACGUAAGAAAAGUUCGGCUGUCCCCAGUAAUAAUACCGCACCUGGAGCAAUGACACGCCGCAAUACAUACGUUUGUAGCGAGAGAACCACUGCAGAUAGACAUUCAGUAAUCCAAAAUGGCAAGGAGAACAGCACUGGUCCUGAUCAAAGAACUCCUGUUGCUUCAACCCAUAGCAUCAGCAGUGCAACUACACCUGAUCGCAUUCGUUUCCCAAGAGGAACUGCCAGUCGUAGCACUUUCCAUGGUCAACUCAGAGAGCGACGUACUGCUACAUAUAAUGGACCACCUGCCUCACCCAGUCUAUCCCAUGAAGCAACACCACUUUCACAGACUAGGAGCAGGGGCUCCACUAAUCUUUUUAGUAAAUUAACUUCAAAACUAACAAGAAGAAACAUGUCAUUCAGGUUUAUCAAAAGGCUCCCGACUGAAUAUGAGAGGAACGGGAGAUAUGAGGGCUCAAGUCGCAAUGUAGCUGUGGAUCAGAAGGAUGAAAACAAGGAAGCCAAGCCCCGUUCGCUGAGGUUUACUUGGAGCAUGAAAACUACCAGUUCCAUGGAUCCUAACGAUAUGAUGAGGGAAAUUCGUAAAGUCCUGGAUGCCAAUAAUUGUGACUAUGAACAAAGAGAGCGUUUCUUGCUUUUCUGUGUCCAUGGCGAUGGACAUGCGGAAAAUCUUGUACAGUGGGAGAUGGAGGUGUGUAAACUGCCAAGACUGUCACUGAAUGGAGUCCGCUUUAAGCGGAUAUCGGGAACAUCCAUAGCUUUUAAAAACAUUGCUUCCAAAAUUGCCAAUGAAUUAAAGCUGUAAGAAAAAGUAAUUAAGUUGUAAAUUAAGUAGCAAUUUCGAGUGUUUUUGAGAACACCGAUGGAAAUGUAUAGAAUAAUAUUUAGGCAAUAACUUCUACAUCUUCUGAAUCAUGAUAUUAAAAAAAAAUUGAAACAAGCUGCUGAGCUGGGAGGGAGAGUUGGACUUUUUUUUAUAAGUGCACUACAGCAUUAAAGUUGCCUACUAUGUAAAAUAUUACCCCUUCUGCUUUAUUUCCAUUGCUCUAAGUCUUUGACAACAAACUGAAACACACAAUAUAUACAUUUAAAUAUGCCUCCUGUUUGUGUGGAUGUGAGAAUGUACAGUAUGUGUGUAUAAUAUAUUAAGUAUUAUAUGUAAACUAUUCAUUUACAACAUCAGAGCUGUACCCGUACCUCUUUGGGGGCUAAUUUUGGUGCUAAAAAUUGAAAUGGCCAAGGAGGAAACACUUGAGUUAAUAUUUAAAAUAAUUGAAUGGUUACCCAGUAAAUGCAGUUUUACAGUUCACUGCUGUGUUAAGAAAAAAGUGUGAAGGGUUUGGAUUUAUGGUUGUGAACAUUACUCCUGUUUUUUAAGUAGAUCUCAUGAGAUAAUUAAACAUUCACUUUUACUCAGUAAGUCUUGCAUUAUACUUCUCCCACUAUUUAUUAUUUAAGUCUGAAUCAAAUUAAAAAUUAGAGUUGAUUUAUGCAUUAAAAUUUGGGUAAAUGCUUCAAUUUCUCUGUUCAUGUUAAACACAAGUGUAAAAAUAUAUCCUUUUUAUCUCUUUUGUCUUUCAUGACUUAGUAGAAUGGGUUACCAUUCAGUAAGCUCUACCAUUUACUGCUAUAGAAUGUAAACAGUGUAGUUCAGUGAGAACAUCACGUUUUAGUGUCUUAUCUUGAGGUAGAAAUGUGUUUUUAAAAUCUGACUUGCUGGAACUUGACUUAGUGACAAUUUCAGACGUUGUUUCUACUGUAAAGGCUUGGUCAGAUUCAUCAGAAGAACAAAAGGACUCUCAGUAAACGAUAAAAGUUCUGGUGAGAAUUACCACAUGCCUGAGAUACUGACUUCCUAUGUUAUUGCUGGACAUACGGUGUCCCUUCCCCUUGAGCUGUGAGCAUGCACUCUUGUUAAAAUCCAAAAGUGGAAAGCCAAUGUCUGCUGAUCACUUUUCAUACUUUAAAUGAAAUUAAUAGUGAUGCAAGAUACCAGAUUGACAGUCAGCCUUAGAGAUGAGCUCCUAUCAUUUUAUAAACACAACAGCACAGGUGGCAGUGGUUCAGCCCUCCCCCUGUCCCCUACUAACUCCCUUGCAAUGCCCUCAGCCCAGUUCUGCGAGGUACUACUUAUAUAGGUGGGAAGAUAGUUCAGUCUCCGUGUCAAUUCUAUCUUUUGGUCUCUGCUGAGACUGCUAAGGAGGAGGUCAGCUGUGGUGAGCUUUUUUUAGUGUGUGGAGAGGAAAUUCUGUCUUCUCUGAAUUCUGCUAUCUUGACCAACUCACUUCCUACAGACCACCAAGCAGUCAUCAGAUGGUAUCAACUCUUAGUUGCUACUGACCUGGGCUGGAUUUGAAUCACAAACCUGGAUACCCUAAUCCAUUCAAUCUACCUACUAAUUUUUCCUUUCCUGUAUUCAGUUUGCUAUUUCGGUAAGGAUUUGUGUAGACCCAGUAUUAUCUAUUUGACUUUAUUUUAUAUAAAUUUAAUGCUUAUGGUCCCAUUCCCAUGCAGCAGUUAGGCACGUACUUAACGUGUGCUUUAAUUCAGACCCUAAGCUUGCUUUUUUAAAUUACAGUGAGCUAAUAUAGUUCAUCAUUGUGUUCGCAACUUAGCUUUGACCCAAGGUGCAAAUGCAGAAUCCCUAAUAUUUUGCACGUUAGGUUUUGUGAUCCAUGCUCUGAAAACAAGAAUGUCCUCCUUUAUACCUCUUCCUCAGUCUCUAGUGACCUUGCCCUAAGCAUUGAUAAUUAUGCUAGCUAAAGGAUAGUUAUAGUUGUUAAAUGCAGUAAAAAUUCCUGAAUUUACAUUUUUAAAUCUAGGUAUAUUUUGUAUCAUGAACUGGCUUUAGAACUCUUGGUGCAGAUGGAGCUUGAUGGGCUGUCAGUACUCGUGCUUACUUUGCUCAGGAUGGUCUUGCCAUGAAAACUCCAUUUUGUAAUAGCAAUAAGAGAUUACAGGACAGAAGUACUUCUCAGGUGGGGAUUCACGUAGCCUUUUGUUUUCUACAUUAAACACUACUCAAGGUGUAUUCUUUUCAUCCAGUAGUGUACUUCCUGUCGUCUCAUAACUUAAACUCCAUGUUCUGAUUAAUCAUAGCACUUAUUGAUUGUAAAUCUGUAUUCAGUGGCAAUUCCAAAGGUUUCAUAUGAAAUGUCUCCUGCAAUACUCUGUUCUAUUUUACCCAUUCAGUAUAUAAUUGUUUCUGCAAAGUGCAACAGUAUCAUAAGUUUAAAUAUUUUUAAAAGUUUGUACUUAAGUAUUUUUGUCUUAAAAUGUAUUCAAAAGGUACUUUUAGAAAUAAUCUGUAUUUGAGAUAUUAAAAUACACCAAAUGACACAUUUAUUAGCACUAGAAACAGGUUCUUAACAGCUUCCUUCUCAAAUAUAAUACAAAACUGUCAAUUGCAAAAAUGUUACGAGUGUUCUUGAUCAUAACACACACAAUGUCCUUCUUCAUUCUAAAGUGCAGAACCUUGUAAUUAUUUGUCUGGUUCACUGGUAGGACAAUCACUGAAGGAACUAUAUUUUGCUAUAUUAAGAAGAUGCUUAAUAUAAAGAUAUAGGCCUCAAUCCUGCAUGGUCACUGGAGAACUUUCAGCUCAGGGGACUGCCUGCUGGUAUGAGCUGGCAGGAUUGGGUCUAUAGUUACUUUAUAUAUCAAACCUACUUGUAAUCGGAGUCCAAGAUGUGUGUUGUGAUAAUAGCAGUCCUGGGCACCUCAAGAGAUGUGCAUCGAGCAACUGAGAAGUGCUUUUGUAACAGCAUUAAUUUUUCCCUAGAGAUUGGUAUCUCAUUUUCUAAAAAUGUUUGUUGGCUCUUGACUAACACACUGUGCACUUCCACCCAAGUCACUGCCAGGUCUGAUUCUGAAAUCAAGCUUUUCUUCCCUUGGCUAGCAGGUAAAAAAUGUUCUGCGUUUUUCCUGGUAUAUUUUAAUUACUAUAUUUUGCAAAGCUUUCUUUAACUAAUUCAGUUCAAAAUAUUUCUUGUAAUACAUGGAAACUCAACAGUGAGUGAGAAUUAAUAAGCUCAACCAAGCUUCUCUCUCUCUCUCUCUAAGCUUACAAUUCAUUGAAGCAAUCUAGUAACCAAAAAGGCAUAGAUCUGAGAGGAAUAACUGCAUUUGCCUGACCAGAUGUGUUUUUAAGACCUUGGACCAUGUUGUGAAGGAGAUGGUAAAUAAUUCAGCGUAAAGAGCAGUACUAGCUGUUCCUCCAAACUUUAGUUUCAAGUAUGUUACACAAGCCUUCGUCAUUGAUAUCCCUGAAGGAAGUGACACCCAUAGAAACUGGCCUGAUCGGUGUGGAUUCAAGGAACCUCAGUCUUAGUACAAGUAGCACAAACUCUGGGGUUCUAUUCCUCUUAUUAAUCAUUUGCAUUACGGUAAAAGUCAUAACCAAGAUAGCGGUCCUGUUAUGCUGGGUGCUACUGGAAACAAAAACAGUAAGAUGCAGUCCCACAGAACUUACUAUCUAAAAUAGGCCACGUUCUGAGAAAGGGGAGGUAUCGCUUUCCAUAUUUUCGGGGAAUGGAAGCACAGAGAUUAAGUACCUUGCCCAUGGUCACGUAGGAAAUCUAGGUUCAAUUCCCAGGUCUGCUACAGACCUGAAUUCUAGUCCAGUCUCUUAACCAUAAAAUCAUUUUCUCUAUGUAAGGCCCUGAUCAGCAAGGUACAGAACUACAUUGCUUAAUUUGAAUCAUGUGAGUAGUCCCAUUAGUGUGAAUGUUAGACACAUCCUAAAGCAGCUUGCUGGAUUAGGGCCAACGCCACUCCCUUUGAAUCAAUGUAACAACAUUUGUGUAUUUCAGCGGUUCUAGACUGAUGGUUUAUAUUGUGGACUGUGUGCCUCCCAUGCCCUAGAGCCUUUUGGUGGCAGUCUGCACGAUGAAAUAUUUUGGGAACCAUAUAGUGGAGGAGGAGAUGUGUGAUGUACUUCACUAGAGAGUGUUUCUUUACCCAAAUGUUUUGUUUCAAAUUUAUAUCUUUAAGGGCUUAAGACACUGCUAUGUUAGUACAUUGGUCUAAACAUGGUUGGAAGAACGACCUCUUUAGGAAUGUGAAUAUACAUUUCAAAUUUAUAUUAAUGUAUAAUUUUUCAAAUAAAUUUGUGCAGAUGG